This is a messenger RNA of Aegilops tauschii subsp. strangulata, 1209 nucleotides long. RefSeq lists its product as uncharacterized. Gene Ontology annotation, molecular function: nucleic acid binding. The record is from RefSeq and is a predicted model, not a curated record. Gene Ontology annotation, biological process: DNA integration. Lineage: Eukaryota; Viridiplantae; Streptophyta; Magnoliopsida; Poales; Poaceae.
AUGACGCAGAAGCUUUUUCUCGCCCUCCUCGUCGCCUCCCGAAAACUGUGUCACUACUUCCAAGGCUACCCCAUCAAGGUUGUCUCGGCUUACACCUUGGAGAGGGUGCUCCGGAUCCCUAACGCUGCAGGAAGGCUCGGCGAAUGGAACGUCGAACUACAGGCAUUCCAGUUGGAGUUCAGCACCACCAGGAUCAUCAAGGGUGCGACUCUCUCCGAUUUCGUGGUGGAAUGGACCGACUUCCUCGAUCGGGAAGGCACGGGAGAUGGAGUUGUGCUCAUCUCACCCACCCAGGACAAGCUCUACUACACCGUGCAGCUAUGCUUCCAGCAUGGCGAGAAGGUCUCCAACAACAUUGCGGAAUACGAAGGCCUGAUCGCUGGUCUCAAGGCUGUGGCGGCUUUGCGGCCCCCUCCCCCCGCCGCGGGACCAGCAUCGCUUCAAGAGGAGCUUCCCCCAGCACCCUUCUCGGGUGCCUCGGCUUGCGGCCCGGCCUCGGGAGCCCGCUUGCUCCUUGCGCUCGAACCUCAGGAGGGGUGCUGGAUCGAGGAGCUCAAGGCGUAUCUACUCCAGGGCACCUUGCCGGGGAAGGAGGAAGACGCGGAGCGUGAGGCCCGCCAGGCCACUGCAUACUGCAUCCAGGAUGCUGAGCUCCACCGAAAGGGACCCAACGAUGUCUCUCUACGAUGCAUCUCCAGGGAACAGGGAUGCGAGCUGUUGGCCGACAUAGACGGCGGGGAUUGCGGGCAUCACUCCUCAUCAUGCACCCUCGUGGGCAAGGCGUUUCGCAGUGGAUUCUACAGGCCCACGGCGCUCAAUGAUGCCACCGAGCUGGUAAUAUCCUGUGACGCCUGUCAGUUCCACGCCAAGCAGAUCCGCCAGCCCACCCAGGGCCUCCAGACCAUCCCACUCUCAUGGUCAUUCAUGGUUUGGGGGUUGGACAUCCUGGGCCCGUUUCCCCGAGCGCCCGGGGGCUACCGCUACCUCUACAUCACCAUCGACAAGAACACCAAGUGGGCGGAAGUGGAGGUCGUCCGCACCAUCCCGGCCAUCUCGACCGUCAAGUUCAUCAAGGGCCUCGUGAGUCGGUUCAAGGUUCCUAAUCGCAUUAUCACCAACAAUGGCUCGCAGUUCACCAGCAACCUUUUCAAUACAUAUUCUGCUAAGAAUGGAACACAGAUAUGCUACGCUUCGGUGGCACACCCUUGA